UUCCUGAUAAAACAAGAUCUCAACGUCACAACAAAUGGCCUCACUACGCGGCACAAUCGCAUUAUCGACUGUGCUCGUCCGCAGAGGAGCUCCUCAGCCGACGUCGACGACACCACUUAUCGUCCACUUUUCACAUUGAUUCACGAAAAAAAAGACUAGAUUCAUGUUCCACAUUCUGAUCGUAUAAACGUCGAUUCCUGAUUGUCCUCAAUAAUGACUGCAAUGGACUGGGACAAUGAAUCUCUAGGAGAAAAACUUUUUGUGCCCGGAAGAAAAGCUGCGUCGGCGCUAUUCACUGGACGCUACUUCACUUUAGACAGGACAUCUUUUGUCACCAGUCGUUCUAAACCGGCGGUAUACAGAAGCAAUAUCAGUGCACCGUUUUUGCAAGAGCAUCACCUUCAGGGGGAAAGAUUCUUCAAGCACUGUCUGCUGACGCUGAUACUUAUCGCUUCGCCUGUGCUAUGGUCAAGAGCCCAGCUGGUCACAGAAGUGUAUGAAACAUGUACCGCAGUGGAAGGAGAAAUCGCACGCUGCGGCCCUGGGGCGAACUGCUUCAUAAUCGGAGGAGUUCCAACUUGCCAUUGCAUCCUCGACGUUGCAACUGGGUUGCCCCUCGCUGGCAACCCUUACAAGGCAUGCACUUGGGACAUCAGCGGAAACUGGCAACUUUUUUCGCACUACACCGACAAGAAGGACGUCGAAAAGGAGAAGAAGCCCAAAGCAGGAUCCAUGAGACAAGUGCUGAGUCCUCUGUCCAACGAGCCUUUCAUUGUUCGCCUUGAUAGAACGGACGCCCUUCUCAGAACCAGGCUGGCGUUUCCGGCAGAGUGUUCCUUGAUGCGAGAGACAACCUCUCAGUCAUUUUCGAACAAGCUGAAGGCUUUGCUGAUCACUUCGGACUACUGGACAAGAAGGAUCUCAAAGGAAGCUGGGAAAAAAACGAUGGAACCCUGGUUGAGAUCUAUGCUGCACAGGCGCCGCGGAACUGGCCAACGUUUGCCAACAUUUGUACAGCUCGGGUGGUACGGAGCACUUCGGUUCGGCUCCAACCGCAUCGACAUCUAUUCGCCAGCGACUGGAGAACCGAUCUACAGCCUUCUGCGUGUUGAUACUCUUCCGUCUUUCACGCCAAGUGGGGCGCCAGCGAUGCAGGAACUUUUCAAGCCGACAACAAAAGAAGUGGUCAUGAUGCCAUCUUCGACGCAGUUUCAAAUUUCCGUUGAUCCACCGAAGAUGCCACUGAAUCUUAUUGUGGCUGACGCAGAAGGGGGAAGGAACGACAGUGGUGGAGAGAUGGCAUUCACAAAAAGACAGAAUGCACUGGAUAACCGCGAAGCAUUUGCUGAAGCACUAUUCCGAGAGGAAAUGAGAGGGGGCGCAGAGGAGUUAAUGGCGGCUGCGUCUGACAUUUUGGCAGGGCUUACCAGGUUCACGACAUGAUUAAAGGACGCCCUGAAAUAUGUUCUGUUUUGC
Toxoplasma gondii ME49 is the source of this 1476-nucleotide messenger RNA. RefSeq lists its product as hypothetical. The record is from RefSeq and is a predicted model, not a curated record. The transcript is spliced from 8 exons. Lineage: Eukaryota; Apicomplexa; Conoidasida; Eucoccidiorida; Sarcocystidae. The coding region runs from base 214 to 1443 and encodes 409 amino acids.